AUGGAAAAGAAAUUUGAAGAACUUGUUGGUAAACCGAAUAUUUCUCCACUAUCAAUUGAUAUUCUUCGACAAAUCUCAUUAAUUCUUAAAGGACAAGAUAAUGGAUGUUUGUGUUCAUUUAUACACAAGUCAUAUGAAUCAUUAUUGGUGGUUGAACGAUGGGUGUGGAAAGUACUCAGUAGUGGUUACUUUGAUGAAUGGAUCAAUGACGAACAUUAUCAAGAGUUCUUUUAUACUAUUGCAUCAUUCAACAAGAACCUAAUUUUCAACAAUGAUGAUAUUGAACUAAGUGUCAAGGCUGCACUUCUUUUAUCAGUUAGCACUGAUCAAGUGAGUUCUAUUUUCAAACAAAUCAAUCAAACUGAUAAUGAUAAUGAAAUGUUUAUCACUGUUGCUUCUCUUUGGUUUGAUAAUCAUUCAUGUUUCAUACAUUAUAAUCCUCCUGCCCAUGCAUUCCCUAUCACGGAUCAUAUCAAUCAAUAUAUUCUACAUAACUAUAUACUAAGCAAUCAAUACAAAACUUAUUUAAAUGAACUGUCACAAUCUGUGAUACCACAAUCUGUAUUCACUGCUAAAAUGUUAUUCUACAUUAGAACAUGUUCAUUUUCUAUAUUUUCUUAUGUAAAUCCGAAUACUCAUAAGAUUUCAUGUACUGCUGAUGAAUUGGUUCAUUGGAUUCGAGAUGACUAUUUGCAGAUAGUUCAUAUUCAUAGUCUUACUGUAGCAUUAUGGAGCAAGGAACUAUUAGGAUGUAUGACUCAGUUAAUUUCUUUUGUUGGUGGACUGUGCUGGUGGGACGGACAUUCCAAAAAACAGAUUAAAGUUCUAUUUGUUACAGAACAGAUUAUUUACGAUCAUAUAGAAGAUCUCAUGCGGAUUAUUGAUUACAGACCAUUUCAUAAAGAAAUGAAAUCUGUACGAUCAAAUGAUGAGACGAGCAUCAUGGAUGCAGCUUUGAUGAUUUUAAUGCGUAUGGUACAAACGGAAAAUAUUAGUUGGUUUUUUCGUUCAAAUGUAUCAAUACAAAAUGCGCUGUCAACUUUAGGCGAAGGAGCACUAUACGACGAGAUUGGUUUAAGCGUAUAUGGUAUAUUAGGCAAAGUUUUAAGUGAUGAACAACUUAAAAAUUUGAAAAUUGCAAAUAGUAUGGGUGUUUUUUUCUUUAAUAUGCUUGAAAAAGCUUGGCAUCAUCCAUUAAAAAAAUACAGACAAAUACGAAUCGAAUAUUUAUUGCAAGGGUCCGUCAACUUAUCGAAGCAUGAUUUUAUUCAACAAGAAACAGCUAAAAUGAGCAAAAUACCACUUUUUAUUGAAAUGUCUGAUCAAUAUCCAAUUGUAUUUGAUAUCAUAUGGGCAUUGUCAUUCAAUCAUGAUAUCCAACAACAACUUCGUUCUCAUUCAUCAUUUAUCCAUAAAUUAUCUCAACUAGCUAAAGAAUCUAAUGAUGAACAAAUGUGUAAAACUGCUCAUGGUAUUCUUUGGAAUCUUGAAAUCAAUCAUCAAGAUAGAUCAAUAUCACAAAGUACUAAUGAAAAUACUUUCCAUAUUAUGAUUAGUUAUUCGCACAAAGAAAAAGUUCUUUGUAAACAACUCUAUGAUGAACUAACUAAAAAUGGUUAUCGUGUUUGGAUUGAUUUUGAUCAAAUGCAUGGAAAUGUCAUGGAUGCAAUGGCACAAGCAAUUGAUCGAUCAGAAAUUAUUAUUAUUUGUAUGAGUGAACAAUAUCGACAAAGU
Messenger RNA from Adineta steineri, 1734 nucleotides. The record is from the annotation of a GenBank genome assembly. Lineage: Eukaryota; Metazoa; Rotifera; Eurotatoria; Adinetida; Adinetidae.